AUGGGUGGUCGUUUAACAACUCCGCCAUCAUCGGCAUCUUCAUCAUCUGCAACAGCUCAUCGACCAGCCGCUACAAAUCCAUCGACAAAUAUAGGUCAUACACGUACACAUUCAAAUCGAGCAAAUCAUCAUUAUCAACAACAACAGCAACAACAUCAUCGUCAUCGUUCAAGUAGUAGUCAUAAUAAUUCUCAAGGAUUAUUUGCAAAUAGUUCAACAAAUAAUAGUCGACAUCGUACAACAUCAACGAAUAUUGAUCCAUUAGGUACAACAGCAUUUAAUUUAAAUCUAUUACGUUAUGUUGGACUUGAACAAGAAUCGGAUGAUCAAAGUUCAGAUGAUGAAUCUCCACAAGCUCAUCGACGUUUACAACAUUUUAUUAUUGCUCUUCGUGAUGUACCGUGUCCUGUGUGCAACAAAACUAUACCAAGUGAUUCAUUUGACAAACAUAUUUUACAGUGUUUAUCGAAACCCCGAAUAGAUUAUAAUGAAGAUACAUUGACUGAGGAUAAAGGUGAAUGCGUGAUUUGUCUUGAUGAUUUAUUAAAAGGACAAAAAAUUGCUCGAUUGCCAUGUCUUUGCAUUUAUCACAAAAGUUGUAUCGACAAUUGGUUUCGUAGAAAUCGAUCAUGUCCUGAACAUCCCGGCGAAUAA
Messenger RNA from Adineta steineri, 654 nucleotides. Lineage: Eukaryota; Metazoa; Rotifera; Eurotatoria; Adinetida; Adinetidae. The record is from the annotation of a GenBank genome assembly.